Molecule: messenger RNA, 381 nt
Organism: Meleagris gallopavo (turkey)
Lineage: Eukaryota; Metazoa; Chordata; Aves; Galliformes; Phasianidae
Source: RefSeq, a predicted model, not a curated record
GAGAUGGGUGCAGGGUGCCAGGCUCAGCUCCUCUCACCCCACAGUUACUACGGGCUGACGGUGUGGUUCCCAGACAUGAUCAAGCACCUGCAGAACAUCGAGUACGCCUCACGCACCAAACUCUUCACCCGCGAGAAGGUCCGGCACUUCACCUUCAACUUCACCCUGGAGAACCAGAUCCACCAGGGCGGGGAGUACUUCAAUGACAAAUUCAUUGGGCUGAAGAUGAAGUCGGUGACGUUUGAGGACUCCCUGUUUGAGGACUGCUACUUCGAGGACAUCACCUCCAGUAACACCUUCUUCAAGAACUGCACCUUCAUCUCCACCAUCUUCUACAACACAGGUUUGGGUUGGGGGAGGGGAAGUGAGUGGGGAAACUGA